AUGGAUUUUGGUUUUGGCCUAUUCUUACCCAAACGGCAAAGUCCGGAACCGCCAAAAUCCUCAUCAGGCGCAUCAGGCGCAUCGGCGACAAGCCCCCGCGCAUUCCAUGCCUCAGGCUCGGAUUCCUCCUCCUCUUCUCUCCUCUCCUUCGGUCCGUACCUCCCUCUAGCAACCGCCAGCGACACCGCUAGCAGCAAGUCUUUGAGCGCGUCAGGCGCCGAGAUUCCCGCUGGGUCCACUUCCUCCACCUCCUCCUCUUCAAGCGGUCAGGCCAGCGCCACCGCGAAACGCGGCGGGACUUCCGGCGCAACUCGCGCUGGUUUUCCUGCCGGGGGUAGAGAUUCAGGAGGAGGUGGAUGUGGGGGCGGUGGUUAUGGGGGAGGAGGAACCGGGGGAGGUUCAGCUUAUGCUGGAGCAAGUGGUGAGGGGAUGGGUGGGAGAGGAGCGAUGAGGACUGCUGUGGGUGGCGGUGGUAACCAUGUUACAAGUGGUUUUGAUGGUGAAAGCGGUAUUGUUAGUGGUGCGGACAGGUUCAGUGGUGUCAGGACAACGAAAACUGCAGCUGCGGGUUUAGGAGGCGUGGGGGGCAUGGGAUACUUAGAAGGAGGAGCAAGAGGAGCAAUAGGAGCGCGUCGAGAAGCAGGGGUUGCAGACGGCAAAAUAGGAGCACUUAAGGCAGAAAGAGCUAGUACUCCACGGCCACUCCUGCCAGCCUCUGCUGCUCCUGCUGCUGGUGGUAGUGGUGGUGGGGGUGCUGGUGCUGGUGGUACUACUGCUGGGGUUAACUCUGCUGGUGGUGCUGCUGCUGCUGGUGGUGGUGGUGGUGGUGGUGGUGGUGGUGGUGGUGGUGGUGGUGUUGGUGGUGGUGUUGGUGGGGUUCAGGAUGUUGCUACUGAGAAGGUUCGGGUGUGCGACCAGUGCUAUGCCGAGGCUCUCAGCUUGCCUCGGAGGGACCCCCAGGCUAGAGGUGCAGGUUCGGCGUUUCGGGAAGCGGUCGAGGUGGGAGAGGGAAGAGGUGGAGGGGGGCAGGGGAGGGGAGGGAGGGGGGAGGGGAGGGGAGGAGAAGGGGAUCUGUGGGAGUGGGAGGAGGGAGGGAAGAUGAGGCGGGGAGUGGGACGGGGAAGGGGUCGGAGUGGAGGAAUAGGGGGAGAAAUGGGCAGAAUGUAUGGGCCUGUCAUGGGGAUGGGAGCGCUGAAGAGCGUUUCAGUGGGCGAGGGGUGGGGACGGGACAGCAGGGGCGGGUAUAGGGGAGAAGGAGGGGCGUUGUUGGGUUUCAGACGGCAGCAGAGCAGUGGAUUGGCGGAGGGCGUGGGAGAAGGUGGUGGAGUUGGGACGCAGUAUGAGUUCAGGCACCCGAAAUACAGGAUUGAUGACGAAUACUAUGGGGAGGAAGAGGAGGAGGACGCAGAGGAGGAGGAAGAUGAAGAGGAGGAGGAGGAGGAGGAGGAUGAUGAUGAGGAUGAGGAUGAAUGCGAGGAAGACGAUGAUGACGAGGAGGAGGACGAGGAAGAGGAGGAGGAGGAGGAGAUGGGUCUGCUGGGACUCAGUGGGGCGCAGGAUGGGGGGAGAAGUGAGAGGAAUGGGUUGGACGGACGAAGCGAGAGGAGUGGCUCGGAUUCCAGGUGGAGGGGUGGUGGGGAGGCGGUAGUGGAAGGGGAGGAAGGCGAGGAUGGGGAGGGGUUUGGUGGUCGGUUGGAGGGAGGGGACGGCAUGGGUGGGGGCUUGGGAGGGGCAGGGAGGACGAGGAGUGGGUUUGGGUUGGAAGAGGGGGAUUAUGUGGAGGACAGCGAUUGGUGGUGCCGGGACAGGUGGACGCUGGGAAGGAAAGCGGGCAGGGGUGGUGGUGGUGCCGCUGCUGGUUUGAGCAUGCUUGAUGCUGCUGCUGGUUUGAGCACGCUUGAUGCUGCUGCUAGGCAGGGAGUGGGAGUAAGGGGGGGUGAGCAGUGGCAGCGAGGGGAGAUGGGUGAGGGAGCAGCAGUAGGUGUGAGGGAGGCAGGAGCAGAGGGAGAGGGUGAGAUAUCCCAAGAUAAGGGUGGCGUUCACAGCGCAUUUGAGAUGAAAGGUGGCACUGAGAGGGCAGGGUUAACUCAUGCUGCUGCCCCUGGUGCUGCUUCCUUGGCAGCUUCUGCUGGAUCAGGAGCAAUAGCAGCAGGACCAGAAGCAUCAGCGAACGCAGUACCAGCAGAACUGCCAGCUGAAGCACCAGCAGGUAGUGUAGCAGCAAUGCCCGUGACGGCAGGAGCAACUGCAGCAACCGCCUCACAGCAGUCUGUGGGGAGAGGAGCACAGGGGGCACAGUAUGAUGUGGUGAAGGGACCGGCACUGCACAUACGCACAGGCAGCCAGGACCUCUGGCGCCCUGGGGAUGAUCCCCAUGGCCCCCCUGCUGCCCCUGCUUCUGCCACUCCCUCUGCUUCCGCUGCUGCUGCUGUUACUGCUGCUGAUGCUACCGCUGCUGCUGCUGCUGCUGCUGCUGCUGCUGCUGCUGCUGCUGCUGCUGCUGCUGCUGCUGCUGCUGCUGCUGCUGCUGCUGCUGCUGCUGCUGCUGCUGCUGCUGCUGCUGCUGCUGCUGCUGCUGCUGCUGCUGCUGCUGCUGCUAGUGCUGCCGGUGGUGCUGAAGAUGCAGAUGCAGGGGAGGAGACGGCGGAAGGAGUGGCGUCCGGAUUCGGCGUAUCUCCGUACCUGCAGUCGUCGUACGGCUCGUCGUCCUCCGAGUGUCCAGAUGCGGUGAACUUGGAGUCGAAUAGCAAGCUCUGGGAGACGCCGCCUCCGGAUUCGUCUGCACUUGGGGGAGGUGGGAUCCAGGGCAGGGGCAGGGCGGUUGCAUAUGUGGAUGAGGAGGAUGAGGAGGGUAGCUGGUGGAACGAGAGAGGAGGGGAAGGAGAAGGAGAAGGGGAAGGAGAUGGGUGGGAUGCAGGCAGCAGCACUGGUCAGUAUGGUGAUAGCUCAUCCUCGGUUUAUGGGGGUGGGGAGGGGUGGCAGGGGGAUGGACAGAUGGGGACAUACAGCGGAGGAGCAGGAGGAGGAGGCGGGGCAACACGAACAGCGGGGAAAGAGGGAGGAGGAGGCGCUGCAGCUGCUGCUGCAGCACCGGCAGGGGCGGGAACAGUGCUACCAGGCAGUGUGGACGCACGGGAGAGGCUAAGGGAGGUGGUGGAGGGGCAUUUCAGCGCGCUGGUAGAGCAGAUGCUGAAAGCAGAGGGGCUGCAGGCAGGGGCCGAGGGAGACCCUGAGGGGUGGCUUGAGGUGGUUCGGCGCCUGGCCUCCGAAGCUGCGUCGCUGGUUCGGCCGGACUCGAGUUCGAUGGGGGGGUAUAUGGAUCCUGGGGGAUACAUCAAAGUGAAGUGCAUCGCGGGGGGGAAGCGCAGUGAGAGGUACGUGCCAGGGGGGGGCCUGGGAGAGGAAGCACUCCAGGAAGCUGUGUGCUGUGUGGUGGACGGAGUGGUGUGUCGCAAGAACGUGGCCAACAAGAGAAUGGCAUCAGACAUCCGGUGGCCGCACAUCGCUCUGCUCGCCUCCACUCUCGAGUACCAGCGCUGCCCCAACCGCCUCUCCUCCAUCGACACGCUGCUCGCCCAGCAAGAGACCCAUCUGCGCCACAUGCUGCAGAAGAUCGAGCGCAAGUUCCCCCGACCUCCCCCCCCACAAGCCCCUGUACAAGCCUACUCGCAAGCCCCCUUGCAAGGCCACUUGCAAGGCUACCAACAAGGCUACCAACAAGGCUACCCACAAGGCUACCCACAGGGGCCGCCCAGCAGCCAUGGCGCACUGUCUGUUCCAACCACACCCACGGGAGCAGCAGUGGGGGCAAGGGGCCGGGGUUUCCGGGCUAACACGGGCGGGCAGAUGGGCGGGCAAGCGGGCGGGCAGCUGGGCGGGCAGGUGGGCGGCAGUGUGUUGUUAGUGGAGGGAACAGUGUCAGGGUUCGCGCAGCAGUGGAUGGUGGAGCACCGCAUGUCUCUCGUCUUCAAUGUCAAGCGCUCGCUGCUGGAGAGAGUGGCGCGCUGCACGGGAGCUAAAGUGGCCCAGUCCGCUGAGACCCUUGACAGGCUGGGGCAGUGCCAGCGGUUCUGGACGAGGAAGUUUGUGGAGGAGUGGGAUGCGGUGGGGAGCGGUGGCGGUGGGGUGGGGCCAGAGGCUGGUGUGGGGGGAGGCAGGGGGAGGGGGGCUGCGACGGGUGGUGGUGGCGGUGGUGGCAGCAGUGCGGCUGCUGCUGGUGCUGCUGGGGGUGGUCGCAAGAACGUGCUGCUGAUGGGGAUGCCUACAUCGGAGCUGAAGCAGGUGAAGCAGGUGAAGAGGGUGAAGAGGGUGAUGCACUUGCCAUGCCUGGACUUCAGUUCUCGGACUCACAGCCCCACCACUGCCCUUCCCCCCCUUCCUGCCCAAGCAGGUGCUACUAAUGGGGGCGGCUACAGCAGAGCUGAAGAGGGUGAAGAGGGUGAUGCACUUUGCAGUUUCCAUUCUCACUGCUUCUCCCCUCCCUUCCCCUUCUCCCCCUGCCCAUCCUGCUACCCCCCUGCUCCACUGCCCAAGCAGGUGCUACUGAUGGGGGCGCCUACAGCGGAGCUGAAGAGGGUGAAGAGGGUGAUGCACUUUGCAGUGUUCGCCUCCUACCACCUCGCCCUCGAGACCUCCUUCCUUGCAGACGAAGGCGCCCUCCCCCCCGGCAUCACUCCCUGCCCCCCUCCUCCCUGCCUCCCUCCUGGAGUUCCAUUCUCACUGCUUCUCCCCUCCCUUCCCCUUCUCCCCCUGCCCAUCCUGCUACCCCCCUGCUCCACUGCCCAAGCAGGUGCUACUGAUGGGGGCGCCUACAGCGGAGCUGAAGAGGGUGAAGAGGGUGAUGCACUUUGCAGUUUCCAUUCUCACUGCUUCUCCCCUCCCUUCCCCUUCUCCCCCUGCCCAUCCUGCUACCCCCCUGCUCCACUGCCCAAGCAGGUGCUACUGAUGGGGGCGCCUACAGCGGAGCUGAAGAGGGUGAAGAGGGUGAUGCACUUUGCAGUGUUCGCCUCCUACCACCUCGCCCUCGAGACCUCCUUCCUUGCAGACGAAGGCGCCCUCCCCCCCGGCAUCGCUCCCUGCCCUCCUCUCUGUGCCGCGUUACCUCCUCCUGCUCCUGCUGCUCCUCUCAUUUCCGCUCCUGCUGCUGCUGCUGCUGCUGCUGCCCCGUUUCCCGCGGUUGCUGUUGAUCCUCCUCCUCCUGCUGCUGGUGCGGGUGCUGCUGCUGCUGAGGCGGCUUUCUCAGGUGAAUCUGCUGCUGUUGAUGCUCCAGCACGGCCUAGAGAUGGUGGGAUUGGGGAGGGUGAUUGUGGGGAGCAAGAUAGACUAGCACAGGCACAGGUCUCUGGUGCUCUCGUUGGCUCUCAUCUGCCAGCUGGCGUGCCGCCAUUGGCCAGUGAUGCUCCGGCAGCGCAGCCUCAUCUGCUUGCUGACGUCAUGGCUGCUGACGUGGCUUCCACAGAUGAACCUGCUGCUGUCAAUCGUUCAGCCGGAAUCAGUGCUGGUAGUAUUAUCACCCCGCCUCCUGCUAUAGUCACAUCUGUACCCGCUAGUAGCAGCAGCACUGGCAGCAACAGGCCGUCGCCUCGCCGAAUCGCACAGCUAUCAGCAUCUCUAUGGGCUAGUGGGGUGUCUUCUGUGAGAGAGUGUGUGAGGGAGAGUGGGGAGGGUGUGAGAAAGAUUGAGGAGCAUGUGAGGGAGGCUCCAGAAGACAGUGAAGGUCGAAACAAAGAGGAGGCGGGCACUGGGGAACCAGGAGGAGAAGGAAACUCAGGUAGAGGGGCAGGGGAGGCAGCAGGCGAGGCGGCAGGGGGAUCAACAGCGUGUGAGGCGAAGAAGGUUGCUGCUGCUGCUGCUGCUGGUGCUGCUGCUGGUGCUGCUGCUGGUGCUGCUGCUGGUGCUGCUGCUGGUGAAGGAAAGAAGAGUGAAGUGAAUGCGGCAACACAAGGAGGGGCGUUGGAGAGUGAAUUGCCUGCUGUAGCAGCAGCUGCAGCACCAGCACCAGCAGAGGUAGCAGGUGGUGAGGGGAUGAUGGCGCAUGCAUCAGCACAGGGGCAGCAGCCACUGGUGGGUGAGGAGCUGCCCUUGAAUCAAUCACAGCAGCCUGCAGGGGUGCUUUCUCCUCCUCCUCCACAGCAGCCGCAGCAGCAGCAGCAGCAGGGGGGGGUUGGCAUUGCGAUUUUGCUGGAAGGAACAGAUUCCGAUGCUUCUGCUGCUGCUGCUGCUGCUGCUGCUGGUGAUGCAUUUCCCACUGCAACUCUCGCCCCACUCACCCCGCAGCCCCACCUGGCCCACCCACUGGCGCCGGUGUCCCCCUCAGAGCACCAGUCGAUCCUGGUGUGGGCGUCCAGCCGCUGUGUGUCGCGCAAGCUGCUGUGUGAGCCGCCGGAGCUGAUGAGAAUCAAGUACUACGGGGACAGGGACAUGCCUCUGGGGCACUUUCUCACCCAGUUCGUGCUUAAUCCUCUCUGGCGCUGCAAGUGCGGCAUGCCAUCACAGGACCACGUGCGAGUCUACUCACACAAGGAGGGCUCCCUCACCAUCUCCGUGCGCAAGGCAGACGACAUCCUCCCCCCCACACACCCCCUGCAACUGCCAGGGGGAGGGGGAGCAAGCGGGGGGAGAGGAACCUAUGGGGGCAGCGGAGGGGGGUACGGGGGAGGGGGGACGAGUGGAGCAGCAGGGGAGGGGGAUAUGGGGUGUGGUCAGGACGCUGGUGUGUCUGGUGGUGUGUCUGUUGGGUCUUCUGGUGCUGCUGCUGUGGGCGGUGCAUGCCCGCCGCCCGCUGCCCCCCGGUGCAUCUGGAUGUGGCACCGCUGCCGGCAGUGCCGCCCGGUGGACGGAGUGGCGCCGGCCACGCGCCGCGUGCUCAUGUCCGAGGCGGCGUGCAAGCUGUCGCUGGGAAAGUUCCUGGAGCUUUCGUUCACGAAUCAUGUGGUGGUGGGGCGGCUGGCGGCGUGUGGGCACUCGCUGCACCGCGACUGCCUGCGCUUCUACCGGAGUGGCGAGAUGAUAGCAUGCCUGGCCUACUCGCCCAUGCACCUCUACUCCGUCUGCCUGCCGCCUCUACGCCUCAGCUUCAACCACCGCCAGCAGCAGCAAUGGCUCGUGGACGAAUUUAACGAUGUGGCGGAGGCAGCGGAGCGCGUGUUCAUGGACAUCAUGAACGCUCUCGAUGCGCUUGCAGCGCGACUGGCACAGGGCGGCCCGCUGUCUGCCAGCCGCUUCCCCGAGGCCCGGGCCAGCCUGGCGCUGCUGGAGGCUACCCUGCAGCGCGAUAAGGCCGUGUUUGAUUGUGGUGGUGUGCUGUGCUGUGCUGUGCUGUGUCGAUGGGCAUUUGAUGUUCGUCAGGCAGCACCGGAUUUUAGUCUGCCCGCUGGGCAGCCCGUGACGGACAUUCUGGAGCUGAACCGGGUGCGGCGAGAUCUGACCGGCCAAUUGGCUGAGUGGGCGGAGCGGCUGCAAAGAUUAACGGCGGAGAUUCAACAGCCACCACAGCAACGAGCAGCAGUCAUGGCAGCAACCCCAAUGCAAUCCGAAGCACCAGUAGCUGCACUUGAGGCAGAAGCAGCGUCAGAAACAGGUGGAGAAGAAGCAGGGCCACCAGACGGCAGGAAAGGCGCUGGUCUAGCUACGGGACAGGUGUCAUCCAAUGAUUCGCCACCAAAAGCCAGCCCGAAACAGCCGCAGCGGCAGGUAGAAGGCGGGUCUCUGGAGGUGCAAGGCAGGGAUAGGGAUGACUCCGUGGGGCUGUUCAGUGCCACUCUAGACCUCGCCGCCCGGGCCGCUGAGGCUCGGCGAAAGAAGGCCUGGGAGACGGAGGCUCGGGAAAUAGAGGCCCGGGAACCGGAUGCAGCAGGAACAGAGGCCCGACAAGCAGGGACAGAAGAGUCCCUUUUGCCAGUAUUGGAAGCUUCGGGGAAGGAGGUUAAAUACGAGGGAGAGCAGGAGGUUGAGAGUGGUUCUGGGAGCGUGUUGCUUGAUGGUGGGAAAGGAGGAGUGGAGGAGAGUGGAGUGGAGGGGAAGGGAGAGGAUGGAGUGGAGGGAGUUGGAGGAGAGGAGGGUGUUAAGGGGAGUGGGUUGGAGGAGAAGGGAGAGGAGGGUGUUAAAGCAAGUGAUAUGCAUGGGAAUGUAGAGGGUGGCAGUAAGGGAGAAGUGGGGGAAAGCGGUGAGGCGGUAGCCCUACAUGCACAAGGUGGUGACGCUGAGAGUGAGUGCGAGGCUGAGGCAAGCAGCAUGCUGCGAGUGGGUAUCAUAGAUGCAUUUGAGGAGGAGAAGCCAGAGGCGAAUGAUGAGAGCAUGGCGCCCCUUACUGUGACUGCGAGCCACGGAUCAGCAGGGGGGGGUGGCAAAGACAGCGCAUGGGGGUCGUUCCUGCUCCCGUUCUCCCGACCUGCCAGCGUCAACAGCGCUGCAUCUCUGGUGGAGGGGCAGAGCGAGGCGGGUGAAGAGAAGGAUGGCGGACGAGAUGGGGAGGCGGAGGUAGGGGAGAUGAGUGGAGAGGCAGGGGCACGGAAGGCAGGGAAGGGGAAGGCAGGGGAAGGGGAGGCAGGGGAGGAAAGCACGAUGGGGAUAGAUGAGUUGAAUGUGGCAGAGGUUGCAGCUGAAAUGGAGAAGAAGACUGUGCAUGCAGAAAGGCUUGAGGAAGGGAGUAAGGAGGAGUUAGCUUCUCAGGCUGGUGGUGGCAGCAUGGAUGGGGGGGGGUGUGUGAGUGAGGUGGGUGGUGAUGCUGCAGAGCGCGAGGAGGGUGCUCCCUGUGAGGAUGCACGGUGCAGGGAGGAUACUGAGACUGAUGGGACUGAUGAGACUGAUGAGACUGAUGGGGCUGAUGGGGUUGAUGGGGCUGAUGGGACUGAUGGGACAGCACAGGGCGCUGCUCUGUCCUUGGAAAUUGGGAGAGACGCUGGCAGCUAUAGCUUCUCAGAUUGGAGAAGAGAGGGAGGGGUGCGAGAGGAAGAGGGGCGGAGUACUGAGGAAGGGGCUGAGGAGAGGAACAAGGCGGAUGGAGUGAGAGGCGAUGGGGAUGAGGAGAGGGGUGAGGGAGAGGAAGGCGGAGAGGAGCAGCAGAAGGAAGCACUUGCCUUUCCAGCAGACGCACCUGCAGUGUGUGUCUCAGCGGAAGCACCAACAGUGUCUGUCGCAACAGAAGCAGCAACAGUGUUCGCAACAGAAGCACCAACAGUGUCUGUGCCAGCUCUAACACCGGUACUGUCACUGGCUGCUCUAGGCGCUCUGCCACCCUCAGCUGCUGCUGGUAGCACUCCGCGGCUCUCUCGUCGCUCCAGCCUCCCUCCCCGUGCGCCGGAUGCAGAAGCAGCACCUGUUCCGCCCACCACCGCACCCGCUGCUGCUGCUGCUGCUGCUGCUGCUGGCCCUGCUAUGCGUCCUCCUGCCUCCCUGCUCUCCUUAAACCCAUCCUCCCAUUCUCCUUUCCCGCCCCCGCUGCAGUACCCCCCGGCCCUGCUAGGCCGGGCACACGUGCUCCUCCCUCCUGGCAUCGGCAGCCGCAUCAUAGCGGUGUACAAGGACGAGCCCACGUUGCUCAUCCCUCUCCUCCCCCCCCCUUCCCACCCUCCUUUUCUCCCAUCCCUCCCUUCGCUUGAGCCAUGCAGCCGUCAGAACCUGCAGCUGCCAGCAGAGAGGCGGGAACAGAGUCCACAGCUGCAGAGGCAGCAGGGAAGCAGUCAACAGCAGGAGAGGGAAGAGGAGUUGAUCGGACUACAGGAAGGGGAGAGGGAAGUGGAGCAGAGUUGGCGAGCUCAGGUGCAGGAACAGCAGCAGCAGCAGCAGGAGCAGGAGCAGCAGCAGCAGCAGCAGGAGCAGGAGCAGCGGCAGCAGCAGCAGCAGCAGCAGCAGGAGCAGCAGGAGGAGGAGAAGUGUGUGGUUCUGCGGAGGCCAGAAGCCUUGGCGGGGGAGGCAGUGGAGGUAGUGGAGGCGGUAGCGAGUAUCAGGAGUGUAGUGGAAGAGGAGGAGGGAGUUUGCACGGCAUACGCUGGUCCUGAGCUGUCGCAGCAAGACCAUCACCCUCCAUCCUCCAUACAGCACGAUCUGUUACAGGCACAGCCGGAGACAGCGCAACAAGUGCAACAAGAAGCGUCACAAGCAGAAUGGGAACCAUCGCAGUCACAACACGAGCCUUCACAAGCACAACCAGACGCGUUGCAAUCACAGCAGGGACCGUUGCAAGCACAGCAGGGACCGUUGCAAUCACAGCAGGGACUGUUGCAAGCACAGCCAGAAGCGCAGCCAACCGGGGGUGCCGGGGGUGACACAGUGCCACUGCCAGUGCCAGCCCGGGAAGAAACAGCAGCGCCAUUGCCAUCACAGGAGGACCCGCUUUUAUCCCGGGAGAAGCGGCACGUGAAGGUGGCAUUCACAGUAGGGGGAGGUGACGAUACCCUGCCCUUUCCCGCACUACCCUUCCUCCCCGGCCCCAGCACCAACCCUGCUGGCACCUCUGGCACUGUAGGCAGCAGCGGCAUUAGCGGCAUUGGCGGCAUGACCAGCAGUGGCAUGAACAGUGGCGGUAUAGGCAGUGGUGCGUCGACGCCGGUGGGUGCCGGUAGCAGUAGCCGUCGUCGUGGGAUUGCUGGUGGGGUUGGUGGGGGGAGCGGCUCUGCAGCAUCGUUCCAGGUGACCGCUUACUUCGCCAAGCAGUUUGACGCUCUCCGCCGCAAGUGCUGCUCGCCCUUCCCCCCGCUCGCCCCGGCCGCUGCCUCAUCCAGUCAGCACAAGGCUGGAGCUGACACAGGAGAAGGGACAGCAGCGGGGACAGCAGGAGCAGCAGGGGCGGCAGGCGCAGCGGUGGCAGGGGAAGGGGUGGUGGACGGGAGUGGCGAUGUGGAGUUUGUGCGCUCGCUGUGCCGCUGCAAGCGCUGGAGUGCCGAGGGUGGCAAGAGCUCCGUGUAUUUUGCCAAGACUGCGGACGACCGCUUUGUCAUCAAACAGGUGCAACGCAAGGAGAUACUGGCAUUUCUGGACUUCGCCAACGACUACUUCAAGCACCUCUUUGACGCCAUCGAGUCUGGCAACCCCUCCUGCCUUGCCAAGAUCCUCGGCCUCUACCAGGUGACAGCAAAGGGCGUGACUAUGGACGUGAUGGUCAUGGAGAACCUGCUCUACGGCCGUCGGAUCACCAAGCUCUACGAUCUCAAGGGCUCUCGUCGCUCCAGAUACAACGCAGACCGCUCCAAGAGCAGGGUACUGCUGGACGAGAACCUUCUGGAAGCCAUGCCCACGUCGCCCAUCUUCGUGGGAAAACGAUCCAAGCAGCUGCUGGAGCGUGCUGUGUGGAACGACACUGCAUUCCUCGCGAAGCACGCAAUUAUGGACUAUUCGCUGUUGGUGGGGGUAGAAGAGGAGCGGUCAACACUGGUGGUGGGAAUCAUAGACUUUAUCCGCCCCUACACAUGGGACAAGCAGUUGGAAACAUGGGUCAAGGCGUCUGGGCUUCUAGGGGGCGGCGGGGCAGGCAAGGACUCUACACCGACGGUCAUAUCUCCAUCGAACUACAAGAAACGGUUCCGGAAGGCCAUGCAGACGUACUUUGUGAUGGUGCCCGAUCAGUGGGUGCCGCGGGUGCCGGAAAUUGCUACUACAGCUGCUGGUGUGGUGGUGCCCGCUGUGCUGCCGCCUAGGCUUGUGCAGCCAGGGGAAGUGGAGCAACAGCAGAAGCAGAACGAGCAGCAGCAGCAGGAAAAGCAAUUGCCACCACGGCUGGUGGUGUGGUCGUGCCUGCCUGCUGUGCUGUCGUCUAUGCUGGUGCAGCGUCGGGCGAAGCUGGAGCAACAGCAGCAAGAGCAUAAACAGCAGCAGCAACAGCAGCAGCAGCAGCAGCAGCAGCAGCAGUAA
Molecule: messenger RNA, 11847 nt
Organism: Closterium sp. Naga37s-1
Lineage: Eukaryota; Viridiplantae; Streptophyta; Zygnematophyceae; Desmidiales; Closteriaceae
Source: the annotation of a GenBank genome assembly